Messenger RNA from Cricetulus griseus (Chinese hamster), 1248 nucleotides. Lineage: Eukaryota; Metazoa; Chordata; Mammalia; Rodentia; Cricetidae. The record is from RefSeq and is a predicted model, not a curated record.
AUGAAGCUGAAUAAAUCCUUCCCAGUCACUGGCUGCCAGAAACUCAUCAAAGUGGACAAUGAACGCAAACUUCGUACAUUCUAUGAGAAGCACAUGGCCACAGAAGUAUCUAUUGCUUCUCUGAGUGAAGAGUGGAAGGGUUAUGUGGUGCAAAUCAGUAGUGGGAAUGACAAACAAGGUUUUCCCAUGAAGCAAGGUGUUUUGACCCAUGGCAGAGUGUGCCUGCUGUUGAGUAAGGGGCAUUCUUUCUAUAGACCAAGGAGAACUGGAGAAAGGAAGCGCAAGUCUGUUAGAGGAUGCAUCGUGGAUGCCAAUCUGAGUGUUCUCAACUUAGUUAUUGUAAAAAAAAAAAAAGGAGAGAAGGAUAUUCCUGGACUGACAGAUACUACUGUUCCUCGUCGGUUGGGACCUAAAAGAGCUAGCAGAACCCAAAAGCUUUUUAAUCUCUCUAAAGAAGAUGAUGUCCGCCAAUAUGUUGUGAGAAAGCCUUUAAACAAAGAAGAUAAGAAGCCCAGGACCAAAGCGCCCAAGAUUCAGCAUCUUGUUACUCCUCAUGUCCUGCAACACAAAUGGCGUAUUGCUCUGAAGAAACAAGGAACAAAGAAAAACAAGGAGGAGGCUUCAUCCCAGAGAUGCAGGGAUGGUAAACUUUUGGCUAAGAGAGUGAAGGAAGCCAAAGAAAAGCGCCAGGAACAGAUCGACAAGAGAUGUAGGCUUUCCUCGCUGAGAGCUUCUACUUCUAAGUCUGAGUCCAGAAAACAAAAUAAGUCUUUAAGGGACUCAGGGGUGUGGCCUUCCAUUGUUCUGGGUGGCUUCAUAAGAAAGUGCCUCUGCGCUCUGAGCCAGAACAACUCAGGCUUCAGAAUGGCAAAGGCAACCAAGAAAUCACAGGAUCCGUCCACAGACAUCAAGCCAACAACCUCAAGUGCCAAGUCAAAGAAAGCCAAGAUUCGUCGAGAGCCUAAAGCCGGAAUUUGUAGCAAGGUGGAUGGUGCCUCUACUUCCAGAAACAGUGGAAAGGUUCAAAAGACUUACAAGAAGGACAAGAAAACCCCACCGCGGAACACAAAAAGAAAGGCUUCUGAGAACAUUAAACUCCCUACAAAGAAGACCAAAAGGGCCAAUGAGAAAGCACUAUUUGGGCACUACCACCGCCUAAUGGAAGAAAUGACUAGUACAGAGACUGAACCAGACCAAAGCAGCAUAGGGAGUUCCAGUGCCUCAAUGAGUGACCUGGAAAGCCAAUAA